AUGAAGGCCUCCACCCUGACCCUGGGGUCCUUGUCCCUCGCUCUCCCAGCCCUGGCUGAAUUCUCUAACCCCGUCUUCUGGGCGGACUUUGCAGACCUCGACGUCAUUCGCGUUGACGAUGCCUUCUACUAUUCCGCGUCCAACAUGCACUAUUCGCCCGGUGCUCCCCUGCUUCGGUCCUAUGAUUUACUGAACUGGGAGUUUAUCGGCCACUCCAUUCCUGAACUGGCCUUUGGGUCCGCGUACAAUCUGGACGGUGGUCAGGCCUAUGUGCAGGGCACAUGGGCGUCGACCAUCGGCUAUCGCCCAAGUACCAAGACCUUCUAUUGGCUUGGAUGUAUCGAUGGAACGACCUAUAUUUACACGGCGAGUGCGGCCGAAGGCCCAUGGACACAGGCAUCGACCAUCCCAAAAUGCUACUACGAUGCAGGCAUGCUUGUCAGUAGCGACGACACGCUGUAUGUGGCCUAUGGUAAUAGCGGCAUUACGGUCGCUCAGCUGUCCGAGGAUGGCUCGAGUGAAGUCAAUUCUCAGGUGGUCUUUCCCACGGAUGAUGCAGGCUACCUGGAGGGCUCGCGCUUUUACGAGCGUGACGGUAAAUUUUACAUCUUCGUCACGCACCCUGCGAAUGAGGAACAUGUCCUCAUGUCGACCUCUGGCCCCUUUGGACCCUACACCCGCAAGCCGUUGGUACAGAGUGCGGGCAACCCAGUGCCAAACUGCGGGUACCCUCACCAAGGUGGCAUUGUGGACACACCCAAUGGUGACUGGUACUAUAUGGCUUUUGUGGAUGCCUAUCCUGGUGGCCGUGUGCCCGUCCUGGCGCCCCUGGUCUGGGGCGACGACGGAUGGCCAACGGUUCAGCUGGUGGAUGGAGCGUGGAGCACGACCUACGAGACCCCGAAUAUCACGCCCUCCAACACCCCGGUGUCGUCCUUUGUGCCUGGGACGGAUGAUUUUACGGGAACAACCCUCAGCCCACAGUGGGAGUGGAAUCACAACCCGGACAACGAUCGGUGGUCGCUCGACAACGGACUGAUCCUGAACACCGCAACCGUGACGAGUGACUUGUAUGCGGCGAGGAACACGCUCACCCGCCGUAUUCUCGGCCCUCAAUCCGCGGCCACGAUCCACCUGAAUACUACAUCUAUGGCUAGCGGCGACCGUGCGGGUCUGGCGUUGCUCCGCGAUUCUUCCGCCUGGAUCGGAGUAGUCAACGAUGGGGGAGCCUCUCACAUCAGCCUCACGACGGGACUCUCGAUGGACACGGACUGGAACACCGCGUCCACCGGGUCGGAGGCUGCUACGGCGGACUUUUCCGGGGAUGAAGUGUGGCUGCGAGUGAACGCAAAUAUCGAGCCCACCGCCGCCACGGGGCAGUUCUCGUAUAGUCUGGACGGAGAGACGUUCACCAACCUCGGCGAUGCAUAUGCGUUGAACAAAGACUGGGAGUUCUUCAUGGGAUACCGAUUCGGGAUUUUCAACUACGCCAGUGGGGAGUUGGGCGGCAGUGUGAAGGUGAACUCGUUUGACUUGUCUACUUAG
This is a messenger RNA of Aspergillus terreus NIH2624, 1545 nucleotides long. RefSeq names its product glycoside hydrolase family 43 protein. The record is from RefSeq and is a predicted model, not a curated record. The transcript has a single exon. NCBI's taxonomy places the organism in Eukaryota, Fungi, Ascomycota, Eurotiomycetes, Eurotiales, Aspergillaceae. The coding region runs from base 1 to 1545 and encodes 514 amino acids. Gene Ontology annotation, biological process: carbohydrate metabolic process. Gene Ontology annotation, molecular function: hydrolase activity, hydrolyzing O-glycosyl compounds.